Messenger RNA from Chilo suppressalis (striped riceborer), 1479 nucleotides. The record is from the annotation of a GenBank genome assembly. NCBI's taxonomy places the organism in Eukaryota, Metazoa, Arthropoda, Insecta, Lepidoptera, Crambidae.
AUUUUCAUUCAUGAAGGCUUUGGAAUAUUUGUGAAUUUAUAAAAUAGAAUUUGUCUGGGGUUUCGAGUCUUCAAUCGUAAACUAACGUUUAGUAAAACAAAAAAUUAAAAUGGCCACUACACUGGAAGAUAAAUCAAUCUGGGAAGAUGGAGAGGAAGCGCUCAGUGAAGAGGUGCUUCGUAUGCCAACAGAUGAAAUAAUCAGCCGCACCAGACUUUUAGACAACGAAAUAAAGAUCAUGAAGAGUGAAGUUAUGAGGAUAACACACGAGCUACAGGCUCAGAAUGAAAAAAUCAAGGAAAACACAGAAAAAAUUAAGGUCAACAAAACAUUGCCUUAUCUUGUUUCCAAUGUGAUUGAAUUGCUGGAUGUAGAUCCUCAAGAAGAAGAGGAAGAUGGUGCUGUAGUAGAUUUGGAUUCACAGCGGAAAGGAAAGUGCGCAGUCAUCAAAACGUCAACACGCCAGACUUACUUUUUGCCAGUCAUUGGCUUGGUAGAUGCAGAGAAACUAAAGCCAGGUGACUUGGUAGGCGUCAAUAAAGACUCCUAUUUAAUUCUGGAAACACUGCCAGCUGAAUAUGACGCGAGAGUUAAAGCUAUGGAAGUGGAUGAACGUCCAACAGAACAAUAUUCAGAUAUUGGUGGUCUUGACAAACAAAUUCAGGAACUUAUAGAGGCAGUGGUGCUUCCAAUGACACACAAAGAAAAGUUUGUGAAUCUCGGCAUCCACCCCCCUAAAGGUGUGUUGUUAUAUGGACCACCGGGAACAGGAAAAACCUUGCUGGCCAGAGCUUGUGCUGCACAGACCAAGUCCACUUUCCUGAAGCUGGCAGGACCACAACUGGUACAGAUGUUUAUAGCAAAAGAGAAAGCACCAGCUAUAAUCUUCAUUGAUGAGCUGGAUGCUAUCGGUACAAAACGGUUCGACUCUGAGAAAGCAGGAGACCGAGAGGUGCAGCGUACUAUGUUGGAACUCCUUAACCAGCUUGAUGGUUUCAGUUCUACUGCAGAUAUUAAGGUGAUUGCUGCCACAAAUCGUGUAGAUAUCUUGGACCCUGCACUGCUGAGAUCUGGACGUCUGGACAGGAAGAUAGAGUUCCCACAUCCAAAUGAGGAAGCUCGAGCUCGGAUCAUGCAGAUCCACUCAAGGAAAAUGAACGUGAGCCCCGACGUUAAUUUCGAAGAGUUGUCCCGUUCCACGGACGAUUUCAACGGUGCCCAGUGCAAAGCGGUUUGCGUUGAAGCCGGUAUGAUAGCUCUGAGGCGAUCCGCGUCUGCAGUCACGCAUGAAGACUUCAUGGACGCCAUCUUGGAAGUGCAGGCAAAGAAGAAGGCCAACCUCAGCUACUACGCCUAGUUGUCAUAUUAUUUACAUUGUCAUACUUCACAUUUUAAUAAACAGUUUUCACAUCACUGAAUUUUAUAUUACAAUAAAAUCUUAUUACUGAAAGACUGAAAUAGAGAAAUCCACAGCCAUAA